AAUUUACUAUAAAUAUAUUUAGUUCUCUAUGUAAUACCUUUAAUAUUCUCUUUGAAUUAUUCUUCUUAAAGUAUUCAACACUUAUUUUUCAUAUUCUUGUGAAUACAAAAAUUAACUAAAACAUACAGAGAUGAUCUCAACCAAAGUUUCAACUAUUGCUGUUACGAGAUUUCCGGUUAUUGCUUAUCAAUCUGGUUUAAAAGCCAUCCCUCGUUAUUAUUCUUCCGCACCAAUUCCUCAAACUACUUCAGCUAAACAAAGAAGAAGAAGUAUAUUGGACAUUUCAACACAAGUAUUAGAAGAUACCGAUAUUGAAAAGCAUGAUGAUAAACAAUUCAUCACUCAUCCUCUAUUUCCUCAUCCAAAGUUCUCUCAAGAAGAUUGCUUGAAAGUUUCCUUUGAACAUCGUGAACCAAAAUCUUUAGGGGAUAGAAUUGCUCUUAGAGGAAUUCAACUUGUUAGAGGUAGUUUUGAUUUUGUUACUGGUUAUAAAAAGCCUAGAAAUGAAGCUGAAGAAGUCAAUGGGUUUAAAGGAACCAGAUAUGAAAUGACUGAAGCUAAAUGGUUAACCAGAUGUAUUUUCCUUGAAAGUAUAGCUGGUGUCCCCGGUGCAGUUGCAGGAUUCAUUAGACAUUUGCAUAGUUUACGUUUACUUAAACGUGAUAAAGCUUGGAUUGAAACAUUAUUGGAUGAAGCUUAUAAUGAAAGAAUGCAUUUGUUAACAUUUAUUAAAUUGGGUCAACCUUCGAUAUUUACUAGAAGUAUCAUUUAUGUCGGUCAAGGGGUGUUUGCUAAUUUAUUCUUUUUGUUUUAUUUGGCCAAUCCAAAGUAUUGUCACAGAUUUGUUGGUUAUUUAGAAGAAGAAGCUGUUAGUACUUAUACUCAUCUUGUUAAAGAAUUAGAUGAUCCAAAUAAAUUAGCUAAAUUCAAGCAUCUUAAGAUUCCAACUAUUGCUGUUCAAUAUUGGCCUGAAUUAACUGAAGAAUCUUCAUUCAAAGAUUUGAUUUUGAGAAUCAGAGCUGAUGAAGCCAAACAUAGAGAAGUUAACCAUACACUUGCUAAUUUGAACCAAAAUGCUGAUAGAAAUCCAUUUGCUUUACAAAUCAAAGAUAUUGAACAACCUCAACCAGAGAAUGGUUUGAAAGUUACUCAAGGUAAAGGGUGGGAUAGAGAUGAUUUGAUUUUAUAAUUAAUGACUGCUAUUUUAUGAUUAUGUACGACUCUGUUUUUUUUCUUUACGAAUUUUAUAUGAUAACUAUUAUAUACAUCAAAUAUAUAUAUACUGUAUCUGUUGUUAAA
Scheffersomyces amazonensis is the source of this 1299-nucleotide messenger RNA. RefSeq names its product alternative oxidase. Lineage: Eukaryota; Fungi; Ascomycota; Pichiomycetes; Serinales; Debaryomycetaceae. Bases 131 to 1189 code for a protein of 352 amino acids. Gene Ontology annotation, biological process: alternative respiration. The record is from RefSeq and is a predicted model, not a curated record. The transcript has a single exon. Gene Ontology annotation, molecular function: alternative oxidase activity. Gene Ontology annotation, cellular component: mitochondrion.